Phalaenopsis equestris is the source of this 1803-nucleotide messenger RNA. Its product is annotated as BTB/POZ domain-containing protein At3g09030. The coding region runs from base 131 to 1600 and encodes 489 amino acids. The transcript has 2 exons. Gene Ontology annotation, biological process: protein homooligomerization. Lineage: Eukaryota; Viridiplantae; Streptophyta; Magnoliopsida; Asparagales; Orchidaceae. The record is from RefSeq and is a predicted model, not a curated record.
AAUUUUAUAGAUUUAUUGGGCUGCUUCUGGUCGUAGAAAUUUCCAGUGCGACCGUUCAGGAACAACCCACAGUCCGCGACUGCAUCGAUUGUCCUUCUUCGUUUGGUCGAUAAUCUACAAAUCAUGAGCCAUGGCAGAUAGCAGCGGCGGCAUACUCGAACCAGUUCUGCAACCAACGGAAAGCCACCGGAUCAAGCUCAACGUUGGCGGCAAGCAAUUCGAGACUACAGCAUCUACUCUCCAGGUUGGUGGCCAUGAUUCUCUCCUCGCAGCACUUUCAGCCCGUCACACCACCGAGAGCGACGAGCACGAGCCUAUCUUCAUCGAUCGUGAUCCAGAGAUCUUUUCGGCUCUUCUUUCUCUUCUUCGCUCCGGUCGCCUUCCAUCUGCCGCUCUCCGCCGCUUCUCCAAGCAGGACCUUGCCGACGAAGCUCUCUACUACGGCAUCGAGGGGCGCCUUCGACUGGCUCUCUCGCCACCUCCUCUUCUCGGAAUCAACGCCACCCUCUUGACCACCCUCAUUCCAGCCGCCGAAGCCCAUCCCACGGCUCUUUAUGCGGGCUUUGAUGACGGAUCCAUCUGGAUAGCUCAUGGCGGCCAGAUCUCUUCCUACGACUCCAAUCUAAUCCAUUCAGGAACUGUCCGCACACAUCUGGAGGAUAUUGCAUCCCUCCGAUGCGUCUGGCCGGAUAUCGCGGCGAUCGGCUCUUUGGAGACGCCAGGACUGCACUUGUACGACGUGUCCAGCGGUCGCCAGAUUGCGUCGGUCAACUGGUCUGAUCCAUCAGAUCCUCGCGUCUAUAAGGCUCGGGUCACCGCAAUUGCAGCCACUGAACCCGGGUGCAACAGCAGGCGACCUGUCUUUGCGGCUUUCGAAUGCCCUCACCGUGAGAACUGUAUCCUUUCGGUGGAUCGAUCCACUUUACAAAUCGUGUCUGAAAUUGGACGGCUGUCGGGAAGCGGGUCAAAGACGUCGUCUCCGGGAAAGCUUGUGGAUCUAACGGAGGUCGGAGGCGGGGUGGUGUUUGCCUCUGCGGUGAGUUCGGGGGCGUUUGGGUACUCGGGCUACAUGAGGCUUUGGGAUCCUAGGACGGGAAAAGCCGUAUGGGAAACUAGCGAACCAGGGAGUGGAGCGCGGAGCGGUAGGUUCGGCGACGCAUUCUCCGACGUAGAUGUGGACAGGAAGGAGAUGUCAAUCUACAAGGUGUGUUGGAAGUCAGGCGAUCUAGCUGUUGCGGACAUUAGGAAGCUUAGCGAGGAUCCAUGGUUAUACCUGGAAGAGCGCAGCGCUGCAUUGAGGAUCGCCGGUGGAGGGGCAAACAGCAUCGUCAAUUGUUACAAUGGGCAGGUGUUUGUGAGUAGAGAGAGUGGUCUUGAAGUUUGGUCGCGUGUGGAGGAAGAUGGGGAAGAGAGGGAAGGUAGAGCUGAAAGGAAGAAGAUUUGGAGGAGGAAUUUUGUGGACAAGGAAGAUGAUGCCAAAAGGGGCUUGAUUCGUGGGAUAGAAGUUGGUGGGGAUCGGCUAUUUGUGUGCAGGACUGGAGUGGAAGGGGUUGAGGUUUGGGAGAGCUCCGAUUUUUCUGGCUCAAUCUCACUCUCGUGAAAAUAUGCACUCAAUAGGAAACAAUGGAGAAAAAGGAUUCAUGUACCCGGCUCCUUAGUGGGAUAAAGGCUUGUUGUUGUUGGAUCUCACUCUUGUGCCUUGUGUGUUGUAUCGGAAAUGAGACUAUGAAUGAUCACAAGUAGUGUAUUGCAUGAAUGGUUCAAGUUAAAGAUACAAUUGCCACUUGGUUGACAUUCCCAUCU